Molecule: messenger RNA, 2016 nt
Organism: Fraxinus pennsylvanica
Lineage: Eukaryota; Viridiplantae; Streptophyta; Magnoliopsida; Lamiales; Oleaceae
Source: the annotation of a GenBank genome assembly
AUGGUAAAUUUGUAUCGCCUAGAUUUGAGGAACAAUCAGCUCUCUGAACAGCUGCCGGGGUGUUUAGGAAACAUUAGUUCCUUACGAAAUAUCCAUUUAGAUUACAAUGGAUUGACUUCUACUAUACCAUCAACUUUGUGGAGCAACAAAGAAAUUCAAAUUUUGGCAUUGUCUCAUAAUUUGCUUAUUGGUUCUCUGUCUCAAGAAAUUGGCAGCCUGAAGAGUUUGAGAGAGUUACAUCUGUCAGGAAAUAAGAUUUCGGGUGAUAUUCCUACCACCAUUGGGCAACUUCAGAGUUUGAUAAAUCUAACAUUAUCAAACAAUAGACUGCAUGGUCCUAUACCCGAUUCAUUUGGUGAUUUGAAAGAAUUGGAGUACUUGGAUCUGUCUGAUAACAUUCUUUCUGGUCUGAUCCCCAAGUCAUUAGAGUCACUGGAGUAUCUCAAGUAUUUUAACGUCUCAUUCAAUAAACUCAGUGGUGAAAUUCCGAAUGGAGGACUUUUUAAAAACUUAACAAGAGAUUCUUUCGUAGGCAAUGGGGAAUUAUGUGGAGCAUCUCGAUUCAUGGUCAUGGCAUGUAAAAGCAACACAUCAAAAUCAUCGAGCAAGACCAGGAAUCUGAAAUAUAUUUUACCACCAUGUGCAUUGGUAGCAUGUAUAGUAAUAAUUACUGUUUGGUUUGUGAGAUGUAAUAGAAAUAAACCCCUUCCGACUCAGUCUAGUUUCCCUAUUGCCCUCGCCGUCAAGAGGGUUUCAUAUUAUGAAGUUCUUAGUGCUACUAAUAACUUCGAUGAAGAGAAUCUAAUUGGCAGAGGCAGUAUUGGUUCGGUAUACAAGGGUCUAUUUUCUGAUGGGAUAAUUGCAGCUAUUAAGGUUUUCAAUUUAGAUGUGGAAGGUGCAGUCAAGAGCUUUGAUACUGAGUGCAGUAUAUUGUGCAACAUUCGACACAGAAAUCUCGUCAAGGUAAUUACUUGUUGUUCAAACCUUGAUCUCAAAGCCUUGGUGUUGGAAUAUAUGCCUAAAGGAAACCUUAGCAUAGACUUCGGAAUUUCAAAGCUCUUAAAAGAAGACCAGAGAAUUUCAGUAACCAAGACUUUGGGCACCAUUGGUUAUAUGGCACCAGAGUACGGAUCUACAGGACUGAUAUCGACAAUGGUAGAUGUUUACAGUUAUGGGAUUAUAUUGAUGGAAACAUUUACCAAAAGGAAGCCCACUGAUGCUAUAUUUGAAGGAGAGUUGACUAUGAGGAGAUGGGUGAUCGAAUCAUUCCCUGAUGCAAUAAUGCAAAUUGUAGACAUCGACGUAGUGAACGAAGUUGAAGAGAAUAUUCGAUCUAAAGAGAGAUGCAUCACAUCAAUCAUGGGGUUGGCUCUAGAAUGCACAAGUGAUUUGCCUGAGGAGAGGCUCAAUAUGAAAGAUGUUUUAACGAGGCUCAAGGAGAUCAAAACUGAAUUUCAUCCGGGCAUAACUACGCGUUUUGCUCCAGAAAUUAGCAGCAUGAAGAGCUUCAGAGCGUUAUAUCUAUCUGGAAAUCAGUUUUCGAGUGACAUUUCAAGCACUAUUGGGUAUCAGCAGAGUUGUCUAAUAGCCGACUCUUCUAAUAUGAAAGAAUUGCAAUACUUGGGUCUAUCUAAUAACAAUAUUUAUGUGUUGGUUUGGUAUACAAGGGCAUCUUCUCCGACGUGGAUAGUUGCUGCUAUUAAGGUUUCUGAUUUAGAUAUGGAAGGUGCCCUCGAUAGCUUUGAUGCUGGGUGCCAAAUUAUGUGCAACAUUCAUUACAGAAAUCUUGUCAAGAUUGUAGACGUGGAUGUACUCAACCAGGAUGAAGAAAAUGUUAAAGCUAAAGAGAGCUACUUCAAAUCAAUCAUGCGACUAGCUCUCGAAUGUAUUGCUGAUUUGGCUGAGAAAACGUUCAAUAUGGAACAUGUUGUAAUAAGGCUCAAGAAGAUCAAAAGUGAAGUUUUUUCUAGCAUCAGUAAGACUGAGCAAGACAAAAGGUCUGUUUGGAUUCACUGA